GUCUCUAUGAGUUCCAUUCUCAUAAAUCCCUUUGCUCUCGCUCUCUCUUGAACUUCUACUUUCUCUCUCUUCAUCCCCAUCUCCCAUCUCCACAUGUUCGCAACCCCAGAUCACUUCUGAGGUUGACAAGUGGUUUUGUGCUGUCUCAUCAACUAACAGCAACUCGGCCGAAUCGUCUCCAACAUGUCCUCCGACUCGGAAAAGGCCUCCAAGAGGGCCGAGAGCCCCAGCCCCAUCGUCGAGAAUGAUGGUGGUAACGCUGAUGGCCUUCAUCGCCGUCUCAACAAUCGUCAAGUUCAACUCCUCGCUAUAGGAGGCACUAUUGGUACUGGUUUGUUCAUCGGUAUCGGUGCCGGUCUGGCCAAAGGUGGCCCUGGCAGUCUCCUCGUCUGCACAGCUCUCUACGCCAUGGUUCUCGGUCUCACCAACAACUCUAUCGCUGAGAUGAACACUUAUAUGCCUGUCUCUGGCGGUUUCAUCCGUCUUGCUGGUCACUGGGUUGAUGAUGCCCUUGGCUUCAUGGUCGGAUGGAACUUCUUCUUCUACGAGGCUCUCCUGAUCCCCUUCGAAAUCGUCGCUCUGAACCUCGUUGUUUCAUUCUGGAGUGACAAUAUUACUGACGCUGGUCCAACUGCUGGCUUCAUCAUCGCAGUCAUCAUCGCAUAUGGUGUGUGCAAUAUUCUUGCUGUUGGUGUCUUUGGUGAAGCUGAGUUCUGGCUGGCCCUUGGCAAGGUCCUCCUGAUCUUUAUCCUCUUCAUGUUUACGUUCGUGACGAUGGUCGGGGGUAACCCCCAAGGUGACGCUUAUGGCUUCCGCUACUGGUCCAAUGCGCAUGACGCAUUCGCGACAUUCCGAACCGAAGGUGAUCUUGGACGUCUAGAAGGAUUUAUGGGUGCCUUGGCCUCCGCUGCCUUCUUUGUCGUCGGUCCUGACUACAUUUCUAUGGUCGCCGCCGAAUCUAAGCACCCUAGCCGAUAUGUCAAGACUGCCUUCAAGACCUGUUACUUCCGUUUCGGUCUCUUCUUCAUCGGCGCUGCCCUGACUUGUGGCAUCGUUCUUAGCCACACUGAUGAGACACUUGUUGAGGUCCAAUUUGGCAGCGGAUCCGGCGGUGGCACUGCUGCUGCCUCUCCUUGGGUCAUCGCUAUGUCCAACCUCGGUAUUGAAGGAUUGCCCCAUCUAGUCAAUGCCCUUCUUUUCACGACUAUCUUCUCUGCCGGCAACACGUACACAUACUGCGCAACCCGCUCCCUGUACAGUCUCGCCCUCGACGGACGUGCCCCUGCCUUCCUCCGCAAGACCACCAAGAGCGGUAUCCCUAUCUGGUGUUUCGCCGUCACCAUGGUCUUCCCUCUGUUGGCCUUCCUUCAGCUCGACAGCUCCUCCGCCGAGGCUCUGACCAUCCUUCUCGCCCUCAUCACCGGUGGCGGUAUCGUGGAUUAUAUCACCAUGAAUAUUACCUUCCUCUUCUACUACCGUGCGUGUAAGGCCCAGGGCAUUGAUCGCAAGAAGAUGCCCUACUUUGGCUAUUUCCAGCCCUACUGUGCCUGGAUCGCUCUUAUCCUUCACACAGUCGUUUGCUACACCUAUGGAUACACAUCCUUGGCCCCCUUCGACGCGAAGAACUUCUUCUCCAACUACACCAUGCAAAUCAUUGCUCCCUUCAUGUACCUAGGAUGGAAGCUCGUCAAGCGCACCAAGAUCGUCAGUGCCAAGGAGUGCGAUAUUGUCUGGGAGCGACCUGUCAUUGAUGCCUAUGAGGAGCGUGCUAUGAUUGUAGACCCCCCAACUGGCUUCUGGGAGGAGAUCAUUGGCCUUGUUGGUAUCAAGAAGAACAAGAAGAAGAACGCCGCUGAAGUCCAUGUCUGAGCGUGCACCUGGAAACGGUGAACGUGAAUGAAGAAUGACGCUGCAACAUUUAUGAUGCGCAGAAGCAGUGAGUCAGUUCGACAAUCGUCGCGACUGAGAAGAGGCCAAGCUCCGCUUAUCAUCAUCGAAGCGCAGAUAUCGUGGACAGAACCCUGCUGCGCCGCCUGAAGUUACAGGCGGCAUAAAAGAUACCCAAACGUCAUUCCCCAAUGGGUUGAGUGACGAUAGCUUGUAUGAAUUAGAGUAUAUAUACGAAUAUAUGAAUGAACAUAUCCUGCUAUG
Messenger RNA from Fusarium oxysporum Fo47, 2151 nucleotides. RefSeq names its product amino acid permease/ SLC12A domain-containing protein. Gene Ontology annotation, molecular function: amino acid transmembrane transporter activity. The record is from RefSeq and is a predicted model, not a curated record. Bases 184 to 1869 code for a protein of 561 amino acids. Gene Ontology annotation, biological process: amino acid transmembrane transport. Gene Ontology annotation, cellular component: membrane. The transcript is spliced from 2 exons. NCBI's taxonomy places the organism in Eukaryota, Fungi, Ascomycota, Sordariomycetes, Hypocreales, Nectriaceae.